Molecule: messenger RNA, 22657 nt
Organism: Coregonus sp. 'balchen'
Lineage: Eukaryota; Metazoa; Chordata; Actinopteri; Salmoniformes; Salmonidae
Source: the annotation of a GenBank genome assembly
AUGCCUGUGAGUCAGCCCAUUUGGGAUUAAACAGAAGAAAAAUGGAAUAAAAAAACCGGAGGGGGAAACACCCUGGAAUUCCCCCCAAAAGAAAAACACUAAUUUUUCCCUUUUUUUCCUUUUCCCAAAAAUUUUUUUUUUUUUUAAAAUUUUUUUUUCCUUAAACCUUUAAAUGAAAAGGGAAAAACCUUUCCCCUUUUUUUCCCCCCCUUUUUAUUUUUAAAUUGGGGGGGGUUUCCCCUUGUGAGUUUGGAAAAGAAAAGGGGAGAGGUCCCUAAACUUUUCCUGAGGGGGGAAAAUAAAACAAAAAAACAAAGGGCCCCUUCCCCGUUUCACAGACGCCCCAAACCCGGGUUUUAACCUAUGCACACACCCCUUUUGGCAUCCGGGUAAGCCCCCAAUUUCCUACCUGUUUUAAAUUGGAGGCCCCCCGGGGUUUCCCCCCCUUCACUUUUUUAAAAGGGUUUUUGGAAAGAGGUUUUUGGGCCCCCCCCGGUCCCCCGAAACCCGGUUUAAGCCCCUUUGGCUCACUCCCAAAAACCCGGGGGUUUCAAAUUCCCAAAGGAAAAGGGGCCCCCAAAAGCCCCCCCCCGUAAACCGGGAGCCCGUUUUAAAGGCCCGGCGCAAAAAUUUUUGGCCCAGGGCCCCCCGGUUUCCGGGGUUUUUAGGGGGGGGUUUUUUGGGCCGGGCCUUUAAAAUUUUCCCUUUUUCCCCCCCAUCCCCCCCCCCUAUUGGGGGGGGGGGGGGGAUUUUCCUUUUGAAAAGCCCCCCGGGGGCCCCCCCCUCCCAACCCCUAAAACCCUUUUGGGUCCCCCCCCAGCUGGGGAAAAGGGGUUUUCCCCAAAACCAAUUGGGGGCCGGCCCUUGGGUUUUUGGGUUCCCGGGUUUUUUUUUUUUAAGGGGGUUGGGGGCCCCCAAAAAGCGGGUUUGGAAAGGCCCCGGUUUUUUUUUGGAGGUUUUGAAAGGGGCCCUUAAACCUUUGCUUUUUUUCCCCAAGUCCAUGGGGGUUUUUUUAAAACCCGAGGGAAACAAAAAAAACUGUAACAAUUGGAUAUCAUGAAAUUGGGGAGAAAAAUGGGUAAAAGUAAUCCUCGGGAUUCCAUUGAUUUGAUUAGCCAAUGGAAUCAAUUGGAUGAACAGUCAAACUAACCUAGUUUCCCAGGAUGAAUUUGGCCUCAAAUGAAAAAUAACAUCACAAAGUCACAUGAGGGCCUCAAGAAUAUAAUCUUAGAGAUUCAACUGCGUGAGUUUUGUUGAGGCUGAUGGCAAAUACUGUUCCUGUACCUGUGAUUUCAUCUGCUCAUCUUGGCCUCAUUAUUCUCAGUGGAUUUAACCCUCAUGAGUGCAUCUCUUCUUCCUCUCUUCCAUCCAUCCCUCCCUCUCCUCAGCAUUUACUGACAGCGUUUGGGGGGAUAAUCGCCAUCCCUCUGAUCCUGUCUCAGGGUCUGUGUCUGCAGCAUGACAGCCUGACCCAGGGUCACCUCAUCAGCACCAUCUUCUUUGUGUCAGGUGUGUGCACCCUGCUGCAGGUCACCUUCGGAAUCAGGUGAGUGGAGCUAUGGUUGGUUGGAUAUGGCUUUGGACAAAUUUUUCAACAGCAACAUAGUGACUGUUGACAUAAAUGGGGCCAAAAGCAGGGAGAACAAGGUACAAGGGAGUCAAACUUUUAUUUGGUCAAUAAAGAUAGACCUUGAUAAGAUAUCCUGGGCAACAUAAAGGUGGAGCCAUCCAACCAUGAUACUGUAACAUGCAGCCCACAACAAGGGAAUCUACUAGUCAUGAAUUGCCAGACAUCAUAGAGGCGAGGCUAGGCGUUUCUUUGUUGUAUUGUCAUAAAAUCCAUGGCAAUCUCCUGGAAUUUUACUUAAGGCGAAACACAAUAUCUGAUUUGGUUGUCAUGCUUUCCAGGAGAUCCAGCAGUAGACUAUCGUUUAUUGUAAAUUAGAUUGAUUUAGCUGAUACAUCUGAUUAACUAGGUUGUAUAGUAUGAGCUCUCAUGUCUCUUUCUAAGCCUCUGUUGACCUUCGGAGACAGUUUUUCAGGUCAGUGUGCUGCAUUAGCCUCAUACAAUAGCAUAUUCUCGACUGGGCACUGGGUCUUUGUGAAAUUAAAGCCAUCAAGAGCUGAAUCUCAAAAUGAAAACAUUUAGUUCUAACUGAAGCACUGCUACUGGAGCUCAGCUCCCCCACUCACACAACUCUAGGUCCUUGAGCCUGAAUUGGCAAAGGGUCAAUAGAAGAGAUUUGCUUGGUCAUAUGCUUGCAGAAGUGGUGAAGUAUAUACAGUGCUUUCAGAAAGUAUUCACACCCCUAGGCUUUUUCCACAUUUUGUUGUUACAGCCUGAAUUUUAAAUUAAUACAAAAAAUAUGUGUCACUGAUCUAUACACAAUACCCCAUAAUGUCAAAGUUGAAUUAUGUUUUUAGAUAUUUGCACAAAUUAAUAAAAAAUGCUGAAAAGCUGAAAUGUCUUGAGUCAAAGAGUAUUCAACCCCUUUGUUUAUUCAACCCCUUUGUUAUGGCAAGUCUAAAUAACUUUGGGAGUAAAGAUUUGCUUAACAAGCCAGAUAAUACUGUAAGUUGCAUGGACUUACUCUGUGUGCAAUAAUGGUGUUUAACAUGAUUUUUGAAUGACUACCCCAUCUUUGUACCCCACACAUACAAUUAUCUUUGAGGUCCCUCAGUUGAGCAGUGAAUUUCAAGCAGAUUCAAUGACAAAGACAAGGGAGGUUUUCCAAUGCCUCGCAAAGAAGGGCACCUUUUGGUAGAUGAGUAAAAUAUUUUUUUUUUUAAACAGACGUUGAAUAUCCCUUUGAGCAUGGUGAAGUUACUAAUUACACUUUGGAUGGUGUAUCAAUACACCCAGUCACUACAAAGAUACAGGCGUCCUUCCUAUCUAAGUUGACGGAGAGGACGGAAACCGCUCAGGGAUUUCACCAUGAGGCCAAUGGUGAUUUUAAACCAGUUACAGAGUUAAAUGGCUGUGAUAGGAGACACCUGAGGAUGGCUUAACAACAACAUUGUAGUUACUCCACAAUACUAACCUAAAUGACUGAAAAGAAGGAAGCUUGCACAGAAUAAAAAUAUUCAAAAAUAUGCAUCCUGUUUGCAAUAAAGCACUAAAGUAAUACUGCAAAAAAUGUGGCAAAGCAUUAUGUUUGGGGCAGAUCCAACACAACACAUCACUGAGUACCACUCUUCAAAUUUUCAAGCAUGGUGGUGGUUGCAUCAUGUUAUGGGUAUGCUUGUCAUCUGCAAGGACUAGGGAGUUUUUUUUAGGAUAAAAAGAAAAGGAAUAUAGCUAAGCACAGGCAAAGUCCUAGUGGAAAACCUGGUUCAGUCUGCUUUUAACAGAUACUGGGAGACAAAUCCACCUUUCAGCAGGACAAUAACCUAAAACGCAUGGCCAAAUAUACACUGGAGUUACGUACCAAGAUUACAUUUAAUAUUCCUGAGUGGCCUAGUUACAGUUUUGACUUAAAUCAGUUUGAAAAUCUAUGGCAAGACUUGAAAAUGUCUGUCUAACAAUGAUCAACACCCAACUUGACAGAGCUUGAAUAAUUUUUUAAAGAAUAAUGAGCCAAUUUAUGUACAUUCCAAAUUUACAAAGCUCUUACAGACUUACCCAGAAAGACACAGAUGUAAUCGCUGCCAAAGGUGAUUCUAACAUGUAUUGACUCAGGGGUUUAAUACUUACGUAAUCAAAAUACAUUAGUGUUUUAUUUUCCAUUAAAAAAAGAUGAUAGAAUGUUUCUUCCACUUUGACAUUAGAGUAUUUUGUGUAGAUUGUUGACAAAAAAAUUACAAUUAAAUCCAUGUUGAUUCCACUUUGUAACACAACAAAAUGUGGAAAAAGUCUAGGGGUGUGACUACUUUCUGAAGGCACUGUAGUUGUCAAGCUUGUGGAGGUUAGGUUAACUGCUGUAAUUACUGUAGGUGGUGGUUUGUUUUUAUGUCAUCUAUGUCAUCUAUGUCCAAACCAUGAUGAGCUGAUAUAAUCUGGUAAUACACUUUCAAGAGUAUAGUUAUUGGGCCGUUCUUGAUUUGUGGUGGCAUUUGGGCCUUUUGGAAGAAAUGUACUUCAUUUUUCUAGAUUUGUCAUUUAAAUAUAAUAUAAUAUGCCAUUUAGCAGACGCUUUUAUCCAAAGCGACUUACAGUCAUGCAUGCAUAAUUUUUUUUUGUGUAUGGGUGGUCCCGGCGAUCGAACCCACUACCUUGGCGUUACAAGCGCCGUGCUCUACCAGCUGAGCUACAGAGGACCACCCAUACACAAUUUUUUUUUUUACAUCAUGGCCUAUAAAUGUACAUCAUCCCAUUCUAAAUCAACUAAUAUGCAGCUUAAUGACUUUAAAUAAUUGUUACCAUUAUGAUAACAUUGUGCCACCAGUAGGAGUAGUAACGACGGUAACACCAAUGACACAUUUGAGGUUAUUAAGGCUUUUCUUAAAUUGAGGCCUUUAAAAAUAAUUUACAAAAUGUGAUUUCGUUAGUCAUUUUGCUCACAAUGCAAUUUCCCUUCAUUUAAAUUUAGUAACACCAAUGACACUUAGAAUUUAGACACCCCAUAUCAGCAAUGGAAUCCUGAAAUGUAUGUGUGAUUAGCUAAUAAUUUUCUUUAAUGUAGAUCCCUCCCGCAAUAACCGUUUGCCACUUCAGGGAAUGCUCAAGGUCCUUGUAAAUCCUUCUAAUGAGUGAUUUUCAAGGUGGUAACACCAAUUACAUAAAACUAAGCGACACAUUCUAUUUGUAAAACAAAAAAGGUAUUGUAGUUGCCUUCUUUGUUUUAUUAAUCUAUUCAAUAUCUGAAAUACUUUUGUUUACUUUCCAGCAUUCAAAAUAAUAGAUAAUGUCACUACUGGGACAAGACAAUUUGCUUGCCCUAACUACUUUAAACAAUGCAUACACAUAAUAUUUUGUAGUAUAAAGGACUUGCAUUACUAUUUGUAAUUAGGGGUUCACAGCAAAGCUGACAUGGUCAAAUAACUCAAGCAUAGACUGGUAACUUUUUUCUAAUUUGGAACACGGAAACUAGAGGACAUGAGUAACGUGGUCAAAAAGAAUGGCACUGAUUGGCCUAUAGGUGGCGCUGUAAUAAGCAGCCUCACUUAAACCCUCAUAUCCGCCACCCCGUUUGUCCUAGAGACUUGAAACAUUGUAUGUAGGUGUUUUGCCUUAAGGACCCAUACGGACCGUCAGGUUAAAUUUUCCUCCAUCUUGGACAUUUUGGAAAACCUUUUGAAAAACGUAUUCUCAUGAACCAUAAGUCCAAAUAACAUGGUACAUCUCUUAACGUAGGAUUGGUUGAGUUAUUGAUAAUAAGGAAAUCUGAUUUUAUUUGUCCAUUUAAAUACUUUGUAACUCCACUCCACAAUGGCUUACAGAUGUAGGAUCUUAAUUGGAUCACUCUUUUAUUUUCCUGCUGUAGCAAAUUGGCUCAAAUUAAGAUCCUACAUCUGUAUGUAAUGCUAAUGCUCAAAAUCAUCUGCAAUCAUCUUCUCCUCAUGAACCAUACAUCAGAUUCAUUCCAUUAAAUAAAUUGCUGCAUUCAAAUACAGUGGGGGAAAAAAGUAUUUAGUCAGCCACCAAUUGUGCAAGUUCUCCCACUUAAAAAGAUGAGAGAGGCCUGUAAUUUUCAUCAUAGGAACACGUCAACUAUGACAGACAAAAUGAGGAAAAGAAAUCCAGAAAAUCACAUUGUAGGAUUGUUAAUGAAUUUAUUUGCAAAUUAUGGUGGAAAAUAAGCAUCAACCUAGUCCCAGAUCUGCGUAGAACAAGAGGAUGUCCAACCAUAACCUACAACUCCUGCUUCACAAGACAAGUCUGUUUCUGAUUAUACUACAAAGUGGAAGAAUUCCUUAUGUAAUAGUCUAAAGAUUCUAGCCAGAACAUCUGAUCUCUGCAAUUUGCCUCUAUCUCCCUCCUCCCCUAUCUAUCUCUCUCCCUAUCCCUCAGACUGCCCAUUGUUCAGGGGGGUACCUUUGCCUUGCUGGCUCCCUCCAUGGCUAUGCUUUCAAUGCCAGAGUGGACGUGCCCUGCCUGGACCCAGAAUGCUUCCCUGGUCAACACCACCUCUCCUGAGUACAUAGAGGUGUGGCAGAGCCGCAUGCGAGAGGUGAGUGACACAUUACUAAACAUAAAGGUUCUCCUAAAUGACUAAAAUGUAAAUGUAAAGAAAGAAAGAGAGCAAAUGUAACCAUGUUUUAUCAUUUCUUGAUAACUCUUGAUACUCCACUAUCUACACUACCGGACAAACGUUUUAGAACAAAUCAAAAAAUUGAAUCAAAUCAAAAUGUAUUUGUCACAUGCGCUUACUUACAAGCCCUUAACCAACAAUGCAGUUUUAAGAAAGAAUACCAAAAAAUAAAUCACAAGAAAAUACAAUAUAUAAUAAUACGAAAUAAAAGUAACAAAUAAUUAAAGAGCAGCAGUAAAAAUAACAAUAGCGAGGCUAUAUACAGGGGGUACCGGUACCGAGUCAAUGUGCGGGGGCACCGGUUAGUCGAGGUAAUUGGGGUAAUAUGUACAUGUAGGUAAAGUUAUUAAAGUGACUAUGCAUAGCUAAAAAACAGAGAGUAGCAGCAGCGUAAAAGAGGAGUGGGGGGGGCAAUGCAAAUAGUCUGGGUAGCCAUUUGAUUAGAUGUUCAGGAGUCUUAUGGCUUGGGGGUAGAAGCUGUUUAGAAGCCUCUUGGACCUAGACUUGGCGCUCCGGUACCGCUUGCCGUGCAGUAGCAGAGAGAUCAGUCUAUGACUAGGGUGGCUGGAGUCUUUGACAAUUUUUAGGGCCUUCCUCUGACACCACCUGGUAUAAAGGUCCUGGAUGGCAGGAAGCUUGGCCCCAGUGAUGUACUGGGCCAUACGCACUACUCUCUGUAGUGCCUUGCGGUCGUAGGCUGAGCAGUUGCCAUACCAGGCAGUGAUGCAACCAGUCAGGAUGCUCUCGAUGGUGCAGCUGUAGAACCUUUUGAGGAUCUGAGGACCCAUGGCAAAUUUUUCAGUCUCCUUAGGGGGAAUAGGUUUUGUCGUGCCCUCUUCACGACUGUCCUCGUGUGCUUGGACCAUGUUAGUUUGUUGGUGAUGUGGACACCAAGUAACUUGAAGCUCUCAACCUGCUCCACUACAGCCCCGUCGAUGAGAAUGGGGGCGUGCUCGGUCCUCUUCUUUUUCCUGUAGCCCACAAUCAUCUCCAUACUCAUUCUUAAUUUUUACUAUUUUCUACAUUGUAGAAUAACAGUGAUGUAGCGGGUGAUUUUGACGGAGUCAGGCGGAGGAGGGUAAAUCACAGAAUCAAUUGUUUAUUCAGCAAAUACAGCAGUACACAGCAAUGUGUAAAACACUACAGUGCGGUAAUAAUGGCGCACUGGAGAAAACAAAGCACAUGGGUGAAUAUCCCGGCUAUACAAAAAUAUAAGAAGGCACAGGGGAGGAGCUUGGGUGGCAUGCCCGAGCGUUGGGAUAGGACAGCGCCUACUCCUACCUCGGACGCAUCCACCUCCACUACGAACAGCAAUGAUGGAUCGGGAUGGGCCAGUACCGAGGCUGAUGUGAACAGAGCCCUCAGGUUACUGAAAGCCCUGUCAGCCUCAGCAGACCAGUGGAGCCGGGAUGGCCCACCCUUCAACAGAGAGGUGAUGGGAGCUGCGACCUUGCCAAAGCCCCGGAUAAACUUCCGAUAGUAAUUGGCAAAGCCAAUAAAGCGCUGCACCUCCUUUACCGUGGUUGGAGUCGGCCAAUUACGAACGGCUGAAAUGCGGUCUCUCUCCAUCUCCACACCUGAGGUGGUGAUCCUAUGAAGGAGACGAAACUGUUGGAAGAACAGAAACUUUUCUGCCUUGGCAUAUAGGUCAUGCUCCAACAGUCGGCCCAGCACUCUGCGAACCAGGGACACAUGCUCGGUGCGCGUAGCGGAAUACACCAGAAUGUCAUUGAUGUAGACCACCACACGGCGACCAAGCAUGUCCCGAAACACCUCAUUCACAAAGGACUGGAAGACUGAUGGAGCAUUACGGAAUACCCGUAAGGCAUCACCAGGUAUUCAUAAUGCCCCGUGGUUGUGCUUUAUGCUGUCUUCCACUCGUCCCCUUCCCGGACAAACAACAGGUUGUCCGCACUCCUGAGAUUGAAUUUCGUGAAGAAGCGCGCCCCAUGCAUUGAUUCGAUAACAGAGGAGAUGAGGGGUAGAGGGUAACUAUAGCUAAUGGUAGUUUGAUUAAGUGCACGGUAAUCAAUGCAAGGGCGCAGACCUCCGUCUUUCUUCUUCACGAAAAAGAAACUUGAAAAGGCAGGCAGAACAGUUUAAACUGGAAUAGCAGCAAGGCCAGGCGGACUGGGGACAGCAAGGAGUCACCACGGCCGGUAGUCCCGACGUAUGGUCCUAGGGCUCAGGUCUCUCAGUUGGCUUUUCAUAGCCGAUCAUUAAGAGUUGAAAACAGCAGGUCUGGGACAGGUAGGGGUUUCGUAGCCGCAGGCAGAACAGUUGAAACUGGAAUAGCAGCAAGGCCAGGCGGACUGGGGACAGCAAGGUGUCAUCAUGCCCGGUAGUCCUGACGUAUGGUCCUAGGGCUCAGGUUCUCAGAGAGAAAGAGAGAACGAGAGAAUUAGAGAGAGCAUACUUAAAUUCACACAGGACACUGGAUAAGACAGGAGAAGAACUCCAGGUAUAACCAACUAACCCCAGCCCCCCGACACAUAAACUACUGCAGCAUAAAUACUGGAGGCUGAGACAGGAGCGGUCCGGAGACACUGUGGCCCCAUCCGAAGAAACCCCCGGACAGGGCCAAACAGGAAGGAUAUAACCCCACCCACUCCGCCAAAGCACAGCCCCCGCACCACUAGAGGGACAUCCCCAACCACCAACUUACAAUCCUGAGACAAGGCCGAGUAUAGCCCACAGAGGUCUCCACCACAGCACAAACCAAAGGGGGGGCGCCAACCCAGACAGGAAGAUCACGUCAGUAACUCAACCCACUCAAGUGACGCACCCCUCCCAGGGACGGCAUGAAAGAGCACCAGCAAGCCAGUGACUCAGCCCCUGCAACAGGGUUAGAGGCAGAGAACCCCAGUGGAGAGGGGAACCGGCCUGGCAGAGACAGCAAGGGCUGUUCGUUGCUCCAGCCUUUCCGUUCACCUUCACACUCCUGGGCCAGACUACACUCAAUCAUAUGACCUACUGAAGAGAUAAGUCUUCAGUAAAGACUUAAAGGUUGAGACCGAGUCUGCGUCUCUCACAUGGGUAGGCAGACUGUUCCAUAAAAAUGGAGAUCUAUAGGAGAAAGCCCUGCCUCCCGCUGUUUGCUUAGAAAUUCUAGGGACAAUUAGGAGGCCUGCGUCUUGUGACCGUAGCGUACGUAUUGGUAUGUAAAAGGUGGGGUCGUGUAGUGAUAGCCAGGGAAGACCCAACACAACAGGGAAAUCAGGGGACUCAAUAAUAUAAAAGGUGAUUUGCUCUCUAGGGGUCUCUUGCAUAAUCAUCGUAACUGGUGCUGUAACCUCCCUAACAAAACCUGACCCUAAUGGUCGACUGUCAAGUGCUUUGACAUACAGUGAGGGAAAAAAGUAUUUGAUGAUUUUGUACGUUUGCCCACUGACAAAGAAAUGAUCAGUCUAUAAUUUUAAUGGUAGGUUUAUUUGAACAGUGAGAGAUAGAAUAACAACAACAAAAUCCAGAAAAAUGCAUGUCAAAAAUGUUAUAAAUUGAUUUGCAUUUUAAUGAAGGAAAUAUGUAUUUGACCCCUCUCAAUCAGAAGGAUUUCUGGCUCCCAGGUGUCUCUUAUACAGGUAGCGAGCUGAGAUUAGGAGCACAGUCUUAAAGGGAGGGCUCCUAAUCUCAGCUUGUUACCUGUAUAAAAGACACCUGUCCACAGAAGCAAUCAAUCAAUCAGAUUCCAAACUCUCCACCAUGGCCAAGACCAAAGAGCUCUCCAAGGAUGUCAGGGACAAGAUUGUAGACCUACACAAGGCUGGAAUGGGCUACAAGACCAUCGCCAAGCAGCUUGGUGAGAAGGUGACAACAGUUGGUGCCAUUAUUCGCAAAUGGAAGAAACACAAAAGACCUGUCAAUCUCCCUCGGCCUGGGGAUCCAUGCAAGAUCUCACCUUGUGGAGUUGCAAUGAUCAUGAGAACAGUGAGGUAUCAGCCCAGAACUACACGGGAGGAUCUUGUCAAUGAUCUCAAGGCAGCUGGGACCAUAGUCACCAAGAAAACAAUUGGUAACAAUCUCCCGAGGGGCGCAGUGGUCUAAGGCACUGCAUCGCAGUGCUAGCUGUGCCACUAGAGAUCCUGGUUCGAAUCCAGGCUCUGUCGUAGCCGGCCGUGACCGGGAGACCCAUGGGGCGCCGCACAAUUGGCCCAGCGUCAUCCAGGGUAGGGGAGGGAAUGGCCGGCAGGGACGAUGGUAGAGCAUUGCGUUUGCAACGCCAGGGUUGUGGGUUCGUUUCCCACGGGGGGCCAGUAUGAAAAAUAAAAAAAGAAUGUAUGCACUCACUAACUGUAAGUUGCUCUGGAUAAGAGCGUCUGCUAAAUGACUAAAAAUGUAAAAAAUUGUAACACACUACACCGUGAAGGACUGAAAUCCUGCAGUGCCUGCAAGGUCCCCCUGCUCAAGAAAGCACAUAUACAUGCCCGUCUGAAGUUUGCCAAUGAACAUCUGAAUGAUUCAGAGGAGAACUGGGUGAAAGUGUUGUGGUCAUAUGAGUCCAAAAUGGAGCUCUUUGGCAUCAACUCAACUCGCCGUGUUUGGAGGAGGAGGAAUGCUGCCUAUGACCCCAAGAACACCAUCCCCACCGUCAAACAUGGAGGUGGAAACAUUAUGCUUUGGGGGUGUUUUUCUGCUAAGGGGACAGGACAACUUCACCGCAUCAAAGGGACGAUGGACGGGGCAAUGUACCAUCAAAUCUUGGGUGAGAACCUCCUUCCCUCAGCCAGGGCAUUGAAAAUGGGUUGUGGAUGGGUAUUCCAGCAUGACAAUGACCCAAAACACACGGCCAAGGCAACAAAGGAGUGGCUCAAGAAGAAGCACAUUAAGGACCUGGAGUGGCCUACCCAGUCUCCAGACCUUAAUCCCAUAGAAAAUCUGCGGAGGGAGCUGAAGGUUCGAGUUGCCAAACGUCAGCCUCGAAACCUUAAUGACUUGGAGAAGAUCUGCAAAGAGGAGUGGGACAAAAUCCCUCCUGAGAUGUGUGCAAACCUGGUGGCCAACUACAAGAAAAGUCCAACCUCUGUGAUUGCCAACAAGGGUUUUGCCACCAAGUACUAAGUCAUGUUUUGCAGAGGGGUCAAAUACUUACUUCCCUCAUUAAAAGGCAAAUCAAUUUAUAACAUUUUUUAAAUGCAUUUUUCUGGAUUUUUUUGUUGUUAUUCUGCCUCUCACUGUUCAAAUUAACCUACCAUUAAAAUUAUAGACUGAUCAUUUCUUUGUCAGUGGGCAAACUUACAAAAUCAGCAGGGGAUCAAAUACUUUUUUCCCUCACUAUAGACUAUUAGCUAAAGACCUGUCCAUAAAGUUCCCAGCUGCGGCUGAAUCGACCAGCGCCUUACACUGGGGUACUAUCAGGGAAGUUGACGUGUAUGGUGAAGUGCACAUUAGAGGGCUCUGAACGAGUGUGGGUUUGCGCUACCUGGGGUGACGAGAGAGUGCCCUGCCUGCCGCCUCCAGACCCAGAAGAACUCUGACGACAGUGUGCAGCAGAAUGUCCUCUCUUGCCACAAGAGUGACACUGGAUCUGUCGUCCUCCGUUCUCCCAGAUCGCUGCACCACCCAGCUCCAUCAGAACGUGAUCCUGGUUGAACGUGGUUCCUCCUCCCAUGGGGCGGCGCACAAUUGGUCCAGCGUCGUCCAGGGUAGGGGAGGGAAUGGCCGGCAGGGAUGUAGCUCAGUUGGUAGAGCAUGGUGUUUGCAACGCCAGGGUUGUGGGUUCGAUUCCCACGGGGGGGUAUGAAAAAAAUGAAAAUAAAAAUAAUGUAUGCACUAACUGUAAGUCGCUCUGGAUAAGAGCGUCUGCUAAAUGACUAAAAUGUAAAUGUAAAUGUUGAAAGUGGGUGAAACGGGCAAGCCCCUUCCAGGACGUCCUCUCGAAGCCAGCAGGUUGUUCAAUCGGAUGGCCAUGUCCACCAGUUGGUUGAAAGUCAACGUGGUAUCCAGGCAGGCUAGCUUCCUUCGGCCGCCCUCACGCAGGCUGCAUCGGAAGUGGUCGAUGAGGGCCAGCUGGUUCCACCCGGACCUAGCCGCUAGAGUUCUAAACUACAGGGCAAAAUCUUGCACGGUCCUUGUCCCCUGCCUCAGAUGGAUCAGACGCUCGCCCGCCUCUCUUCCCGGGGGGAUGAUCGAAGACUGCCUGGAAGAUGCGAGCGAACGCCCCGUAGUUGUCCAAAUCAUCUCCUCCUUCACUCCAGACCGCGUUGGCCAACUCCAGGGCUUUCCCCGAGAGGCAGGAGAUGAGGGCGGACACCUUCGCCCGCUCCGAUGGAGCCUGGCUGAUGGAAAAAUAGAGGUCCAGCUGCAGGAGGAAACCCUGGCAGCGGGCCGCUGUCCCGUCGUAUUCUCUCAGUCGAGAUAGGUGAAUACCUCUGGGUGCUGGGGUGUGGAUCCGGUCGCCCAAGCUGGCUAACAUGUUGGAAUGCUCCCGGACCCGCUUUACGACUCCAGGCAUAUUCCCCGCUCCUGCUGACUCCAUGCUGUUGGGUGUGUGAUUCUGUAGCGGGUGAUUUUGACGGAGUCAGGCGCAGGAGGGUAAAUCACAGAAUAAAUUGUUUAUUCGGCAAAUACAGCAGUACGCAGCAAUGCGUAAAACACUACAGUGCGGUAAUAAUGGCGCACUGGAGAAAACAAAGCACACGUGUGAAUAUCCCGACGAUACAAAUAUAUAAAUAGGUCAUUUAGCAGACGCUCUUAUCCAGAGCGACUUACAGGAGCAAUUAGGGUUAAGUGCCUUGCUCAAGGGCACAUCAACAGAUUUUUCACCUAGUCGGCUCGGGGAUUAGAACCAGCGACCUUUCGGUUACUGGUACAACGCUCUUAACCACUAAGCUACCUGCCUCCACCGAGCUAUCAUCACCUCCACAAUAAACAAUCACACACAAAAACAUGGGGGGCAGAGGGAAUACUUAUAUAGGUACUGAUGAGGGGAUGUGAACCAGGUGUGUGUAAAAACAAGACAAAACAAAUGGAAUGAUGAGAUGAGGAGUGGCAGUGGCUAGAAAGCCGGUGACGACGAACGCCGGAGCCUGCCCGAACAAGGAGAGGAGGCAUUUUCGGAGGAAGUCGUGACAAGUGAAGACAUCAAAACUAUGAAAUAACACAUAUGUAAUCAUGUAGUAACCAAAAAAGUGUUAAACAAAUCAAAACAUACUUUAUAUUUGAGAUUCUUCAAAUAGCCACCCAUUGCCUUGAUGACAGCUUUACACACUCUUCGUAUUCUCUCAACCAGCUUCACCUGGAAUGCUUUUCCAACAGUCUUGAACGAGUUCCCACAUUCGAUGAGCACUUGUUGGCUGUUUUUCCUUCACUAUGCGGUCCGACUCAUCCCAAACCAUCUCAAUUGGGUUGAGGUCGGGGGUAUUGUGGAGGCCAGGUCAUCUGAUGCAGCACUCCAUCACCCUCUGUCUUGGUAAAAUAGCCCUUACACAGCCUGGAGGUUUGUUGGGUCAUUGUCCUGUUGAAAAACAAAUGAUAGUCCCACUAAACCCAAACCAGAUGGUAUAGCAUAUUGCUGCAGAAUGCUGUGGUAGCCAUGCUGGUUAAGUAUGCUUUGAAUUCUAAAUAAAUCACAGAUAGUGUCACCAGCAAAGCACCCCCACAUCAUAACACCUCCUCCUCCAUGCUUUACGAUGGGAACUACACAUGCGGAGAUCAUCUGUUCACCCACACCAUGUGUCACAAAGACACGGCGGUUGGAACCAUAAAUCUCCAAUUUGGAUUCCAGACCAAACGACAAAUUUCCACCGGUCUAAUGUCCAUUGCUCAUGUUUCUUGGCCCAAGCAAGUCUCUUCUUCUUAUUGGUGUCCUUUAGUAGGGGUUUCUUUGCAGCAAUUCGACCAUGAAGGCCUGAUUCACACAGUCUCCUCUGAACAGUUGAUGUUGAGAUGUGUCUGUUAAUUGAACUCUGUGAGGCAUUUAUUUGGGCUGCAAUUUCUGAGUCUGGUACCUCUAAUGAACUUAUUCUCUGCAGCAGAGGUAACUCUGGUUCUUCCAUUCCUGUGGCGGUCCUCCUGAGAGCCAGUUUCAUCAUAGCGCUUGAUGGUCUUUGGGACUGCACUUCAAGAAACGUUCCAAGUUCUUGAAAUGUUCCAUAUUGACUGACCUUCAUGUGUUAAGGUAAUGAUGGACUGUUAUUUAUCUUUGCUUUUUUGAGCUGUUCUUGAAAUAAUAUGGACUUGGUCUUUUCCCAAAUAGGGCUAUCUUCUCUAUACCCCCCCUACCUUGUCACAACACAACUGAUUGGCUCAAACGCAUUAAGAAGGAAAUAAAUUCCACAAAUUAACUUUAAAGAAGGCACACCUGUUAAUUGAAAUGCAUUACAGGUGACUACCUCAUGAAGCUGGUUGUGAUCAUGCCAAGAGUGUGCAAAGCUGUCAUCAAGGCAAAGGGUGGCUAUUUGAAGAAUCUCAAAUAUAAAAUAUAUUUUGAUUUGUUUUAACACUUUUUUGGUUGCUACAUGAUUCCAUAUGUGUGCUAUUUCAUAGUUUUGAUGUCUUCACUAUUAUUCUACAAUGUAGAAAAUUGUACAAAUGAAGAAAUACCCUUGAAUGAGUAGGUGUUCUAAAACAUUUGACCGGUAGUGUACAUAUUGUAUACACAUGAAUGUGUUUCACAUUAAAUAGGAUUAAAUAGUAUUGCUCGUGUUUAUUGAUAUGUAUUUGCUCAUGUGGUGUGUUUGUAUUCCUCUACAGCUGCAGGGCUCCAUCAUGGUGGGCUCUUUGUUCCAGGUGCUGGUGGGUUUCUCAGGCCUCAUCGGUUUCUUCAUGCGUUUUAUUGGCCCCCUCACCAUCGCUCCCACCAUCUCUCUGAUUGGCCUGUCCCUGUAUGACUCGGCUGGAAUGAGCGCAGGGAACCACUGGGGCAUCUCAACUAUGUGUGUACCUCUCAGUAUGGUUUCACUCGGAACUCCCCACAAGCCUGUCGUCAUCAACUGUUGAACUGGGCCCAUAUCCACAAAGGGUCUCAGAGUAGAACAUUUGUCAUAAGUGCUGAGAGAGAGACAUUUUACUCCUACUCAUAUGGGUAAAAAUAAAAGCUAUGCAUGAAGCCUCUUUAGUCAUCAGCGUCCCACCUAGUCGACAGAUAUUUAGGAGACCUCAAGAGCUGUCCUAACCAGUUAAAGUAAAAAUCCACUUAAAAAAUAUAUAUUUGUAUUUCUUUCAUUCGUGCACUUUAACAUCAUGAUGCAAAAAUCUUCAAAACUUGACUGUUGACAUGCAAAACAUAUUGGGACUGUAUUAACAGCGGACUAAUGAAAGAAAUACAAAAAUAUAGUUAGUCAGUGGUUCCUGCGCCACAUGUAAUUGCUUUGGAGUUGUUAAUAUAAUGUUGUGAUAUUUAUGUUUUUAAAUUAUCAGUCCAUAAAUAAUCUAGACCUACAUGCGACAGUAUCUCUUGUGCGUUUGACAAUGAUUUCACGAGGCCUAUUUCACAUGACAUGCCUAAAUACUUAUAACCAUUGGGCUAAUAACUAUACAUGUUUCUUUCGAUUAUUUAUCAUCAUGUUAUUCCAAAUUAUCCCUUUAGAGCGCAACAUCUCAUUGUUAAAAAAAGAUACCUACAUUGGGCAUGCCUGUAAGUUGGGCAAUUGAAGGCAUCUAGGGCUUAUGUUAACUUUGAUUGUGUUUGAUGAAAAUGAUAGACCUUUCAAACGUUGUAUGCAACAUUACAUAUUAGGAUUACACGAACACAAGUCAGCAGCAGGGCAAGAAAUAAUAGCACCCUCUUGAUAAAGCACUCAUUGAACAAUAGCACACUCGUGGUAAAACACUCUUUGUAGAAUAGCACACUCGUGGUAAAAUACUCUUUGUAGAAUAGCACUUGUGAUAAUUAGCCUGCAAAGGCACACGUGUAUUAAUGGGACUUCCCUCUGCUCUCUGAACUAAAUCGCUCCAUCCUAAAUACAGCCAGCCCUGGAGGUCUCUGGGGAAGUGGUGACUAAAUAAAAAUGGUAGACAAACGAACAUAUAAUAAAGACAAUUAAACUAGUCCGCCCGCCAGGACAAUCCCAAAUCUUUUGCCUGAAUACCAGAUAAUUUGCCCAGGUGGACUAGACAAAGAAAACCGAAAUCCUAACUACCUAUCUAAUGCAAGGGACACAAACUAAUAACCCAGUGAGAGCAGUGAAAGGCUUCUCCAACUCUCUCCAAAAUACAAACAAUAAUUAUAACCUUGGCUCACUUCCAAAACAGCAAUAUUAAAACUUCAAUACUUUAUUAAAUGCACAACAUUAAAAAGAAUCGGUUCACAUUACCAUGUUAUAUCUUUAACGUUCCCGGGCUAUACCCUGAACGCUCUGACGGCAGUGGUCCCGACUGGACCACCUCUUCUUGUUUCUCUAACUGGGCCCUUUUGGGACGUACUGAAGCUGAACAGGAACGUGCUAUGUGUUCUACAGUACCUGGUCACACCUGAAACAAAUAGGUUUACCAUCUGGAUUCCUUUAGAAUCUGGGGGAUAGCUCACUGUUUGACGCUGCGUUUGAGGACCCAAGUUCCUUUAUUACAAGCUCUAGCUGGCUCUGCUGGGCUUAAAUGAGGGCUUUUACUUCAGACUGGUUUGCACCUGUACCUUCACAAGAGGCCUGAGACUGAACCACACUAGACACAGGAGAGGACUGAUUAUACUUGGGCUUAAGCAAACGGUUCUCACACUGUGCCACACACUGGGUGGCAACUUAGAAGUACCAAUACAUUUUAGCUAAAAAACCUGGGAAGGGCCUCUGCCCACGGUGUGCCGCUGAACACUUCCAGGUAGACAAUUACCACCAAAGCCCACAUGUCUUUUUGCCAUUUUAUAGUUCUUGUUUUGACUCAUGUAUUAUCAACUUUCACAAUAAGCUCAUUUUGUAUUAUUUAUUUUAUAGUCUUUUGCUCAGUUAUCAAGCGUGCCAAUAAUUUUGGACCUGACUGUAGGCUACAUACUGAAGAGUUCUUACCAUCUAAAUGACAACCACUCGCCUGAGUGGCGCAUGCGGCUUUGUGAACAGAGUUUUUUUCUAUCCUACAACAGGCAAACUCUGCUCUGAUGGCAAUCCAUGAUAUUCUCACCAGUGACCUCCGACACAUGCCCUGUACCAUUCCCCACAUACAGCAAGACCAAGAAACUCCACACCUCCAGGAUCUACAUCUUCCAGCUUCUACCUGUAAAUCCAUUGGAAAAUAAAGGGCUAAAUUAUAUCAGAUCUGCCCUAGCCGACAUCUGCAUAGCGGUUGUUUUGGAGGAGUCGGAGGUGGAAAUGUGCUGUCAAAUCCACAAGCUACACCCGACUUUAUAACCGACAAAUUCAAGACACAAGUUCAAACACUCAAAUGCGUGAUGUUCUAUUGUCUACACCGUGAUUAGACUGAUAGGCUAUAAUUCCCCCCAUCCAAAUUAACAUGAAAACAUGCAUUAGCCUGUCAUAAAUUCUAUCAUUGAUAGAGCCUACACUUUCAUUCGCCAUUUUGAACUUCUAACGCGGUAGGGAUAAUAAGGAAGGGAGUGGUUGGUGCCACACGAGCAGCCACUCACUGAUUUGUCAGCUCAUGCCGCAGUUACACCUCCAACACCGCAAAAAUAUCCACUAUGCUCGAUAAGACUCAAAGCUGUUCAUUGUUCACUUAUUGACCUUAUAGGGCCCGAAGUUUUCCCUGGUCAGUUCCUGUGGUCUGGAAAAACUCCUGGUCCUGAUAAUGACUGGUGUAAUAUUUGCAUGUACUGUGUGUGACUUCUUCCUCAGGUGCUCCUUGGCAUCACACUGUCAUGGCUGAUCUGUUACAUCUUCACCAUCUCUAACGUCCUGCCCCCAGAGCCAGAGCAGUACGGCUACCUGGCUCGCACAGACCUGAAGGGGGAUGUCAUAGGCCAGGCCCCCUGGUUCAGAUUCCCAUACCCAGGUACAAAGCACAGCUGCUCAGUGGGAUCAUAAGCAACUACUCCAUUACCUGAUAAUCAAGUUUUUGCUGGUCCGGUCACAUUGUCGGGUCACAUGGUCAGAAAAAACAGGGCUUAUCACGGUCCUAACCCAACCUUUAGUAUUUAGUGCUGUAUGGGUAACAAAUAUGUAUGGUUUAUCGAUAUGUAUAUUAAUAGAAAUACCCUAAUGUAUUGUAUGUUAACUGGAACCCCUGAUUCUGAUUCCAAUCUCAGGUCAGUGGGGCUUACCAACUGUGAGCCUGGCGGGAGUGGUAGGGAUCUUGGCUGGGGUGAUAUCCUCCAUGAUAGAGUCGGUGGGGGACUACCACGCCUGUGCCAGGCUAUCAGGGGCCCCUCCACCCCCCAAGCAUGCCAUCAACAGGGGCAUUGGCAUUGAGGGGCUUGGCUGUCUGCUGGCUGGGGCCUGGGGCACGGGCAACGGAACCACCUCCUACAGUGAGAAUGUGGGCGCAUUGGGCAUAACCAAGGUGAGAUGGAAUAGAGGCUAUUUUUCAUUAUUACGAUCUGGUUUUAGAUGUUGACUGCAAUAUGAUUUUAAGCAUAAUAUAGAUAAAUCAUAUCAAUAUUGAAGGUAUACUAGCUAUUGGCUGGUAUACAGUCUCAACAGACAUGGUUAUUUAUUUAUUUCUCAGGUUGGCAGUCGGAUGGUGAUCGUUGCUGGUGGCGUCUUGAUGAUCAUCAUGGGACUAUUCUGUAAAAUUGGAGCCAUUUUCACCACCAUCCCCACACCUGUGGUUGGAGGAAUGUUCUUGGUCAUGUUUGGGGUCAUAUCUGCAGCUGGAGUUUCAAAUCUGCAGGUAAAUGCAGUUGUAUUUACACAUUGUAUAGUACAAUGGCCACUAUAGAGACAUUUUGCAUAUGAAGGCUUUUUUAGUCUGACUCGUAGGCAGGGAUGCGGAGUAACCGAUUACAUGUAAUCGGUUACAUGUAAUCUGAUUACAUAACUGUAAUCAGUUAAAUUACCUGCAAAAAUAUUGUAAUCAGAUUACAGAUACCUUUGAAAAACUAGAUUACUUCUUGGAUUACUUUUAAAUUCAGAAAGGAUGUUUGUAAAAAAUUCAUUGCUUUCUCAAUGACAUUCAAUUAAUCAUUGAAAAAAGGCAGAAGUUUAAGUUUGUUCCACCUGAGCGAAUCUCAGAGAGCACUAUGAUGACACACCAAAUGUGUUUGAUGUAUCGUAUUUGUCUUCUUCUAACGCCUCUUAAGGGGAAGGUAAUCCAAAAGUAACUCAAAGUAAUCAGAUUACAUUACUCUGUUUGGGUAAUACAAAAGUUACGUUGGAGAUUAAAAUGUUGGACAAGUAACUAGUAACUCUAACGGAUUUUAGCAAAAUUCAGGUAGCUAUUUAAAAAUGCACAGUUUUUUCCUGGAAUCAGGAGGGAAUAAGCAAGAAAUCUGUGAAUCUGUUUUUGGUAAUUUUUUUGAAAGUUAUUAGAAUCAAAACAACCCCAAUGACUUGGUUGCUUUUCUCUGUCAACUCCUCUCUACUUAUCAUUUGACAGUAUGCAGACAUGAACUCCUCCCGGAACAUGUUUAUCUUUGGAUUUUCCAUGUUUUCCGGGCUUGUCAUUCCAAAUUGGAUAUUCAAGAACCCGGAUGCCAUAGCAACAGGUAUCAGAGCAGAUAAUGCAUGAAACACUAUGACAAAAAAAUCACAAUUCCUUACAAAAAAGCUGGGUGGAAAAGCUCAACAUAAGAACAACAUGGAGGGCAAGUGGAGGCCAUGCUGCUGAGAUCUGAGGUUCCUCUAGUAUGUGACUUGGCCCAGUGUGAUGAACUGUAUUCUCUUUGUCAGGUGUGGUCGAGCUGGACCAACUGCUGCAGGUGCUUCUGACACCCAGGCAUGGUUUUAUUGGAGGCCUUCUUUGGGUUUCUUCCUUGACAACACCAUUCCAGGUAAGCUUCUACUGUCUCUGUAGCUCAGCUGUAACACGGCGCUUGUAACCAGUUAGUGGUUUUAUAACACAAAAUGUAUCACACAUAGUAGUCGUUUGGAACUCUGGUUAAAUCUUAACCAGAGACAAUAGACGGGAAAAAUCAAAUCAAUAGUAUGAUAUGUUACGUUUGGUAUGAUUACAUAAGACAAAUGGUUACAUAUGGCAAAAAUAAAAGUCUAGCAACCCAAAGGUUGCAUGUUCGAAUCUCAUCAUGGCUAAUUAGCAACUUUGCAACUACAGUGGGGAAAAAAAAGUCUUUUUAGUCAGCCACCAAUUGUGCAGUUCUCCCACUUAAAAGUGAGAGAGGCUGUAAUUUUUCAUCAUAGGUACAAGUCAACAUGACAGACAAAAUGAGAAAUUUUUUUUCAGAAAAUCACAUUGUAGGAUUUUUAAUGAAUUUAUUGCAAAUUAUGGUGGAAAUAAGUAUUUGGUCAAUAACAAAAGUUUCUCAAUACUUUGUUAUAUACCCUUUGUUGGCAAUGACACAGGUCAAACGUUUUCUGUAUGUCUUCACAAGGUUUUCACACACUGUUGCUGGUAUUUUGGCCCAUUCCUCCAUGCAGAUCUCCUCUAGAGCAGUGAUGUUUUGGGGCUGUCGCUGGGCAACCCGGACUUUCAACUCCCUCCAAAGAUUUUCUAUGGGGUUGAGAUCUGGAGACUGGCUAGGCCACUCCAGGACCUUGAAAUGCUUCUUACGAAGCCACUCCUUCGUUGCCUGGGCGGUGUGUUUGGGAUCAUUGUCAUGCUGAAAGACCCAACCACGUUUCAUCUUCAAUGCCCUUGCUGAUGGAAGGAGGUUUUUUACACGGAUCAGUCGUCCUGGUCCCUUUGCAGAAAAACAGCCCCAAAGCAUGAUGUUUCCACCCCCAUGCUUCACAGUAGGUAUGGUGUUCUUUGGAUGCAACUCAGCAUUCUUUGUCCUCCAAACGCGACGAGUUGAGUUUUUACCAAAAAGUUAUAUUUUGGUUUCAUCUGACCAUAUGACAUUCUCCCAAUCCUCUUCUGGAUCAUCCAAAUGCACUAUAGAAAACGUCAGACGGGCCUGGACAUGUACUGGCUUAAGCAGGGGGACACGUCUGGCACUGCAGGAUUUGAGUCCCUGGCGGCGUAGUGUAUUACUGAUGGUAGGCUUUGUUACUUUGGUCCCAGCUCUCUGCAGGUCAUUCACUAGGUCCCCCCCGUGUGGUUCUGGGAUUUUUUCUCACCGUUCUUGUGAUCAUUUUGACCCCACAGGAUGAGAUCUUGCGUGGAGGCCCAGAUUAUCAGUGGUCUUGUAUGUCUUCCAUUUCCUAAUAAUUGCUCCAACAGUUGAUUUCUUCAAACCAAGCUGCUUACCUAUUGCAGAUUCAGUCUUCCCAGCCUGGUGCAGGUCUACAAUUUUGUUUCUGGUGUCCUUUGACAGCUCUUUGGUCUUGGUCAUAGUGGAGUUUGCAGUGUGACUGUUUGAGGUUGUGGACAGGUGUCUUUUAUACUGAUAACAAGUUCAAACAGGUGCCAUUAAUACAGGUAACGAGUGGAGGACAGAGGAGCCUCUUAAAGAAGAAGUUACAGGUCUGUGAGAGCCAGAAAUCUUGCUUGUUUGUAGGUGACCAAAUACUUAUUUUCCACCAUAAUUUGCAAAUAAAUUCAUUAAAAAUCCUACAAUGUGAUUUUCUGGAUUUUUUUUCCUCAAUUUGUCUGUCAUAUUUGUCGUGUACCUAUGAUGAAAAUUACAGGCCUCUCUCAUCUUUUUAAGUGGGAGAACUUGCACAAUUGGUGGCUGACUAAAUACUUUUUUCCCCCCACUGUACUUACUACUUUUUAGCUACUUUGCAACUACACAAAUCUCAUCACGGACAACUUUAGCAUUUUAGCAAAUUUGCAACUACUUAGAAUGUUAGCUAACCCUACCUCUAACCUUUAUCCUAACUCCUAGCCUUAACCCUUACCUUAACCCUAACCUUAACCCCUAACCCUAAUGUUAGCCACCCAGCUAACGUUAGCAUUAGCCACCUAGCUAAUGUUAGCAACAACAAAUGGCAUUUUCCAACAUAUCUUACGUAUUGCAAAUUCGUAACAUAUUGUAUUAAUUGAAAUUUGUAACAAAUGUGAAUUUUAAUUGAUGAAGGACAUCCACAUAUUCAUACAUACAGUACCAUACCAAACGUAACAUAUCACACUCAUUUGAGUGUCCUGGGUUUUACUAUGUUACGUCUCCAGUAUGGGAGGAUGGGGAACACUGUAUCUAUCCAACUGUUUCACAUAGAGUAAAAUACACUAGUCCUCCUCUUUCAUGUCUACAAUAUCAUAGCCUGUUCUCAGUCUCUGUUAUGGAUGAGUUGAAGCAUUCUAUCUCCACUGCUUUGGGCGACACAGGAACCUUGCAGGAGCGGGGCAUCAAAGCCUGGAACAAGAUCCCCCUUGAUGACUCCAGCAACACCUUGGAGAGCAGCGAGGUGUACAACCUUCCAUUUGGAAUCAGCUCUUGUCUCUCCUCCUACUCCUGGGUUCGAUAUGUGCCGUUCCUCCCUCCAAAUACACCCAGCUCACAGGACAAGACCGAGGUGGACUCUUUGGAGACCAUGCAGCAGCCUGUGAAGCCAGAGCUUAUCAUCAGAUCAGUGGCCCUAUGA